Lingula anatina is the source of this 13402-nucleotide messenger RNA. RefSeq lists its product as uncharacterized. The record is from RefSeq and is a predicted model, not a curated record. Lineage: Eukaryota; Metazoa; Brachiopoda; Lingulata; Lingulida; Lingulidae. Gene Ontology annotation, molecular function: heparin binding; integrin binding. Gene Ontology annotation, biological process: cell adhesion; positive regulation of cell migration; positive regulation of cell differentiation.
GUGAAACGCUAGAAACAUGCACCAGUUCAGGGUGGUGCUACUAGCGGUGGUGGCGAUAGCCACGUCGCCGCAUGCUGAGGGACAAUUACUAACAGGAACAGGAACAAGUUCAGGAACAAAAGACUGCGGUCAGGCCGACGUCGUAUUCGUGCUAGACGCAUCAGGAAGCGUCGGCGAACCAAACUUCAAAAAGACCCUUGAUUUCGUCAAACAGAUCGUCAAUGAAUUCCAAAUUGCCUCGGACAAGGUCCAGGUGGGGGUGACCACUUUCGCUUCUCGAGUGUCACACCAAUUCCACCUGAACAAAUACAGCUCCAAGGCCGAUGUUGUGGCCGCCAUUGACAAAAUCCCCUACACUCGGGGCGGGACAUACACGGCGGCUGCCAUCGAGUACGCCCGCCAGGACAUGUUCUCGCCGGGUAACGGCAAUAGAGCAGGUGCUCCGGACAUCAUGAUCGUCAUAACGGACGGUGUUUCCAACAACGCCGCCGCCGUUCAGAAAGAGGCUGAUGACGCUCGUAGUGUCGGAAUCAAGAUCUUUGCCAUUGGUGUGGGAUCGAAUGUGAACCAGCAGGAACUGCAGAGCAUUGCCAACGACCCAGAUAGUCAGUACUUGUUCAACGUGGGGAACUUUGAUGCCCUUCAGAACAUCAAAGUGCAGCUGGCUUCCAAGGCUUGCAAUGAUGCUGCGGCCGCUACUACCGGUGGUGUGGCCACCUUCCCUCCUGACACCUGCAAGGACAACGUGGACUGUCCGACCUACGGCAAGGACGUUUGUAAAAAUUUCGAGAAGUGGUCCAAGAAUAACUGCCGACUGUAUUGCGGGCAUUGUACACCAUUGUACAAGGCGACGGCGGCUCCAUGUGUUGAUAAACUGACCAACUGUAACUCUUUCGCAUACGAUACAUGCACCAAGUAUGUAGACUGGUCCAAGGACAAGUGCGCUAAAUACUGCGGUUAUUGUGGUAACGGAGGCACUGGAGUUGGAUACCACGGCAGCUGUUUCUACAAGGGCUACGAAUACAAACAGGGCGAGAAGUGGGACGACGGGUGUGACUAUGAAUGUACUUGUGAGGACGCCUCCAAGGGACUGUACAAAUGCUAUAACAAAUGUCCUAUCUACUACAACCUCCCCGCCCAGUGCACCCUGGUUCGCGCCAGCGGAGAAUGUUGCUUGAAGCCAGUGUGUAACUGGGCCGCAGGCUCCACCAGCUUCAACGGGCAGGGCAGCGGCGUGGACAGCAACGGAGUCCGCGUGUGUGUGUACAAGAACAAGAACUACUACCACGGGCAGGCCUGGAAGGACGGCUGUGACUACGAGUGUGGCUGUGUUGACGCCAACACUGGACUGUACAUUUGCCAAAAUCUUGGAGGUAACACAGGGCAAACAGGGGGCGUGGUCACCAACAGACCUACCCAGCCACCCAUACAGGGAGAAUACUGUGUGUAUAAAAAUGGCUACUACACCACGGGACAACAGUGGUAUGAUGGCUGCCAGUACUUGUGUGUCUGUGAAGAUGGUUCCCGAGGAUUCUACAGAUGCAGCAAUAGGUGCCCCACCUACAGAGACUACCCCAGUGCCUGUACCCUGGUGGCUGACCCCAGGGACCCUGCCUGCUGCCAGAAACCACAGUGUAACUUCCAACCCACUUAUGGACAGAUAACUGGCACCGGUGGCACUAAUGUUCCAGGAGUUGUCAUUCCUGGAAGUCAGACUGGAGGAACAUCUGUGGUCAUCCCAACUGCUGUUCCUGGAAUAAUCACAGGAACUGGGAACCCAGUCGUCCCUGGAGGACCCACACCUGCACCAGGGUCCAGACCUAACUACUGCAUCUACAAGGGAAGACAAUAUAGCAAAGGGGCAAAAUGGCAAGAUGGCUGCGACUACAGCUGUGAAUGCUUGGAUGACACAACUGGGAACUAUAGGUGCACAGACAGGUGCCCAACAUUCCAAGCACUACCAGCUCAGUGUCGCCUGAUCCCUGAUCCCAACGAUGCUUGCUGUCAGAAACCAAAGUGUGACUUUACUGGCACCACGGGUGUCAACACUGGCCAAGGCACCAUUACAGGCACCAACCCAGGCACCAUCACUGGCACCAACCCUGGCACCAUCACCGGCACCAACCCUGGCACCAUCACUGGCACCAAUCCAGGCACCAUCACUGGCACCAAUCCAGGGACCAUCACCGGCACCAAUCCAGGCACCAUUACAGGGACCAAUCCAGGCACCAUCACAGGCACCAAUCCAGGCACCAAUCCAGGAGGUAUCACAGGUGGUGGUACUAAUCCAGUUGUGAAUCCCAACCCAUCCCAACAAGUGUACUAUUGCGUGUAUAACAAUGCUCGUUACACCCAGAACCAGAGAUGGACUGAUGGUUGUGAUAAGAACUGCCGCUGUGAAGACGCCAUUAGAGGCUAUUGGGUCUGUGACGAAAGAUGCCCCAAAUACCCAAAUGUCCCCAGCUACUGUACCAUGGUUACGGACCCCCAGGAUUCUUGUUGUAUGAUCCCACAAUGCAACUUCCCAGGAACCACUGGAACCAUCACAGGAACAGGGACAGGCCAGCCGAUUGUGCCAACUGCCAUUCCUGGCGUAAUUACUGGAAUUGGACGUCCAAACCCAACACCAAACCCCAAUCCUAAUCCAAAUCCAAACCCCAAUCCAAAUGCCACACCAAAUCCCAAUGCUACACCAAACCCCAAUCCAAACCCCAAUGCUACACCAAACCCCAAUCCAAACCCCAAUCCAAAUGCCACACCAAACCCCAAUCCAAAUCCCAAUCCUAAUCCUAAUCCUAAUGUUACACCAAACCCCAAUCCAGUUAUUCCAGUAAGAGAAGAGGUUUGCCUGUACAAUGGACAGAAAUACAAGACGGGAGAGAAAUGGGAAGAUGGCUGUGAUUUCAAUUGUAUCUGUGAGGAUGAAAAGACAGGAAAGUACAAGUGCACGGAAAGAUGUGCUCGUUACGUCAACCUGCCGAGCUACUGUACCCUCCAGGCCGACCCAGCUGACCCUUGCUGCUCAAAGCCAAAAUGCACCGUCCCCGCUGUUACCAACCCUCCGAUCUCUGGGCAGGGAAGUACCACACCCAAGCCACGCCCUACCUUCCCAACUAGGAAUUACUGUGUGAUGAAUGGCCGUCAGUACUCACAGGGACAGAGAUGGACCAACAACUGCCAAGAUUGUGUGUGUGAGAAUGACAUGACUGGCUUCUACAGGUGUUCUGACAGAUGCCCAACAUAUUCCAGUCUUCCAUCUUACUGCAAACUUGUCAAUGAUCCUCUGGAUGUUUGCUGCAAGAAACCACAGUGCUCCUUCCCAACCAUUGAGGGAACAACAAUAGCACCCAACCCCAAUCCUAAUCCUAAUCCAAAUGUUACUCCCAAUCCCAACCCUAACCCCAAUCCUAAUGUUACUCCUAAUCCCAACCCUAACCCCAAUCCAAAUGUCACUCCUAAUCCAAAUCCAGUCAUCACACCCAUUGGUCCAGGAACUAUCACUGGCAUUGGGAAACCAGUCACAGGGAGAAAUCUGUGUGAAUACAAAGGCCGCACAUACACUCAAGGUCAAAGAUGGCAGGAUGGCUGUGAUUACACUUGCAUUUGCGUAGAUGGCACCACUGGCAACUACCAGUGCACAGAAAUUUGCCCAUCCUAUCCUGCCUUGCCUCAGGGCUGUGUUUGGGUGAGAGAUGAGAACAACGCCUGCUGUAGAAAGCCUCUGUGUGGAAUCACUAACCCAGUAACUGGACAGAACACCCGCCCAGUGACUCAGGGCACCACUAUCAAUCCUAACCCCAACCCCAGCGUCGUAACUGUGUCUAUAAGGGCAAAGUUUACCAACAUGGCGAGCAGUGGCAAGAUGGCUGUGCUGUAGAUUGUGUUUGCUACGAUGGUUACCAAGGAUUGUACAGGUGCAGUGAUAGGUGUCCGCAGUACCCCAACUUGCCAUCUACUUGCACUUUGGUGACAGAUCCAAAUGAUCGUUGCUGCAAGAUUCCCUCCUGUACAAAUCCAGUCACUCCAAACCCGGGCCAGACACCUUUCCCAGGUGUGGUGACACAGAAGCCAGUUGUGGUGACAUUUAGACCAAAUCCGGAUGGUAACGUCACCCCAAGACCAAAUCCAGGUGGUAAUGGCACUCCGGGACCAAAUCCAGGCACUCCGGGACCAAAUCCAGGCGCUGUUACCACUAACCCAGUCAGCAGAAAUUACUGUGUGUACAAUGGAGUGACAUAUAGACAGGGUGCCACUUGGCAAGAUGGCUGCACAUACAACUGUGUGUGUGUGGAUGAGGUAACAGGACAGUACAGAUGCACAGAGAGAUGCCCUCGCUACGCUCAACUGCCAAGCAAUUGCUACUUGGCACAGGAUCCAAAUGAUCCUUGUUGUCAGAAACCUGUCUGUACAAAUCCAAAUCCAGUCACUCAAAAGCCUAAUCCGAACCCACAGACCCCCAAACCAGGCCAGACACCUUACCCAGGUGUUGUGACUCAGAAGCCAGGUGUGGUGACAUUUAGACCAGGUGGUAACGUCACCCCAAGACCAAAUCCAGGAACUGUUACCACUAACCCAGUCAACAGAAAUUACUGUGUGUACAAUGGAGUGACAUAUAGACAGGGUGCCACUUGGCAAGAUGGCUGCACAUACAACUGUGUGUGUGUGGAUGAGGUAACAGGACAGUACAGAUGCACAGAGAGAUGCCCUCGCUACGCUCAGCUGCCCAGCAAUUGCUACUUGGCACAGGAUCCGAGCGAUCCAUGCUGUCAGAAACCUGUCUGUACAAAUCCAAAUCCAGCCACUCAAAAGCCUAAUCCGAACCCACAGACCCCCAAACCAGGCCAGACACCUUACCCAGGUGUUGUGACUCAGAAGCCAGGUGUGGUGACAUUUAGACCAGGUGGUAAUGUCACCCCAAGACCAAAUCCAGGAACUGUUACCACUAACCCAGUCAACAGAAAUUACUGUGUGUACAAUGGAGUGACAUAUAGACAGGGUGCCACUUGGCAAGAUGGCUGCACAUACAACUGUGUGUGUGUGGAUGAGGUAACAGGACAGUACAGAUGCACAGAAAGAUGCCCUCGCUACGCUCAACUGCCAAACAAUUGCUACUUGGCACAGGAUCCAAGUGAUCCAUGUUGUCAGAAACCUGUCUGUACAAAUCCAAAUCCAGCCACUCAAAACCCAAAUCCAGUCACUCAAAACCCAAAUCCAGUCACUCAAAAGCCUAAUCCGAACCCACAGACCCCCAAACCAGGCCAGACACCUUACCCAGGUGUUGUAACUCAGAGGCCCGGUGUGGUGACAUUUAGACCAGGUGGUAACGUCACCCCAAGACCAGAUCCAGGAACUGUUACCACUAACCCAGUCAACAGAAAUUACUGUGUGUACAAUGGAGUGACAUAUAGACAGGGUGCCACUUGGCAAGAUGGCUGCACAUACAACUGUGUGUGUGUGGAUGAGGUAACAGGACAGUACAGAUGCACAGAGAGAUGCCCUCGCUAUGCUCAACUGCCAAGCAAUUGCUACUUGGCACAGGAUCCAAAUGAUCCAUGCUGUCAGAAACCUGUCUGUACAAAUCCAAAUCCAGCCACUCAAAACCCAAAUCCAGUCACUCAAAAGCCUAAUCCAAACCCACAGACCCCCAAACCAGGCCAGACACCUUACCCAGGUGUUGUGACUCAGAAGCCAGGUGUGGUGACAUUUAGACCAGGUGGUAACGUCACCCCAAGACCAAAUCCAGGAACUGUUACCACUAACCCAGUCAACAGAAAUUACUGUGUGUACAAUGGUGUGACAUAUAGACAGGGUGCCACUUGGCAAGAUGGCUGCACAUACAACUGUGUGUGUGUGGAUGAGGUAACAGGACAGUACAGAUGCACAGAGAGAUGCCCUCGCUACGCUCAACUGCCGAGCAAUUGCUACUUCGCACAAGAUCCAAACGAUCCAUGUUGUCAGAAACCUGUCUGUACAAAUCCAAAUCCUGCCACUCAAAAGCCUAAUCCUAACCCACAGACCCCCAAACCAGGCCAGACACCUUACCCAGGUGUUGUGACUCAGAAGCCAGGUGUGGUGACAUUUAGACCAGGUGGUAACGUCACCCCAAAACCAAAUCCAGGAACUGUUACCACUAACCCAGUCAACAGAAAUUACUGUGUGUACAAUGGAGUGACAUAUAGACAGGGUGCCACUUGGCAAGAUGGCUGCACAUACAACUGUGUGUGUGUGGAUGAGGUAACAGGACAGUACAGAUGUACAGAGAGGUGUCCCAAAUACACCAAUAUCCCAUCUUACUGCCGUAUGGUACAAGAUCCCGCAGAUGCCUGCUGUACCAAGCCUGAGUGCACCCAAAUUUCCACCCCAGGACCUGGCGUUGUAGCAUCUACAGCUCCACCUGUUGUCGGCAACAGAAAUUACUGUGUGUAUAAUGGCAGACAGUAUGCGCAGGGAGCCACAUGGCAAGAUGGCUGCCAGUACAACUGUGUGUGCGAAGAUGCUGUCAGAGGGCUCCACAAGUGUACGGAAAGGUGCCCUAAAUACGACCUGUCAUCAUUGCCCAGCACCAUGCAGUGUGUGAUGGUCCAAGACACUGCAGACCCCUGUUGUCAGAAGCCUUCAUGUACUCUGAGACCACAGCCAGGAACCCUUGGUCCUGUCCAACCCACACAGCCUGUGGGCAUUACUCCAACCAGUGGUGUUAUCACAGGAACCACAAAUUACUGUGUGUACAAAGGAGGCCAGUACAGACAAGGACAGAAAUGGGAGGAUGGCUGUGACUACGUCUGUGAAUGUUUGGAUGAACAGACUGGCAGAUACAAGUGCACUGAGAGAUGCCUGAAAUAUACGGGUCUGACCAGUAACUGUCGUCUGGCAGUGGACCCCAAGGACUCCUGCUGCCAGAAGCCAUAUUGUGACUUCACAUCGCAGACCAAUGUCAUCACAGGCACAGGACCUACCACUGUCAAUCCCUAUGAAAGCAGGGUUUGUGUGUACAACGGAGUGGCUUAUCUUGGAGGUCAAAGGUGGACGGUGCCAGGGUGCCAGUACCAAUACUGUGAAUGCACAGAUGCCAACCAGGGACUGUACACAUGUUAUGACAGAUGCCUGAAAUACCAGUCACUGCCAGCAGGCUGUGUGAUGAGAACGGACCCAGCAGACUCCUGUUGUCAGAAACCAGACUGCACCUUUACUGGGGUAACAAACCAGAUCAUUGGGGCGGGGACCACACCCAACCCUGUGGUCAUCCCGGGCACCAACCCAGGGGGGAUCAGUGGAACUGGAGAAUUCUGCGUCUACAAGAACAAUCAGUAUGCCAAAGGUGCCAGAUGGAGUGAUGGAUGUGACUACAACUGUGAAUGUCUGCCAGGCAGGACAUACAGAUGCACCGAGAGAUGUCCCAAAUACCAGAACCUCCCUAGUUACUGCCAAUUGGUUCAGAACACAGAGGGUGACACCUGCUGCAAGAAGCCCCAGUGCACCAUCCCCAGCACCAACAAUGUCAUCACUGGCACUGGAGUGAUUCCAGGAGGAGUGACUGGAACCAGACAGGGAUGCAUGUGGAACAACCAGAUCUACGUGCAAGGCCAGAGGUGGCAAGAUGGCUGCCAGUACAACUGCGUCUGCGAGGAUGGAAGAACAGGGUUUUACAGAUGCACAGAAAGAUGCCCAACCUACCGAAAUCUCCCAGCAAGCUGCCAACUUGUGCAAAGUCAGACGGAUUACUGCUGUCAAGAACCAAGGUGCACCUUCACACCUGUCACUGGAGGUGGGUUCACUGGCUCUGGCACCCCACCACCUGUUGUGAAUCCUGGCACUGUUUCACCAGUCACUAACAAACCAGUCAUUGGACAACCCAGAGUAUGUGUAUACAAUGGAGUUCAGUACACUGAAGGUCAGAGAUGGCAAGAUGGCUGCAAGUACAACUGCAUAUGUGUAGAUGGCGUUACUGGGCAAUACAGAUGUGAUCAGAGGUGUCCAACCUACCAAUAUGACACCAAGAAUUGCGUCAUGCAACAGGAUCCUGUUGAUAGCUGCUGCCAGAAACCAGUCUGUAACUUCCCCAGUGUAACUGGGAAUGUGAUAAAUGGUGGUCGCACCACACCGUCUUCUGGCGGUAACAUCACUCCCAAACCUGGCCCUGGAGGUAUCUCUGGCUCUACGGAUGUGUGCGUGUACACGGAUGGUAAGACCUACAGGCAGGGACAGAGAUGGGAAGAUGGCUGCAAGUAUUUGUGCCAGUGUGUUGAUGCAGUGACUGGAAGAUACCAAUGUAAUGAAAGAUGUGCCAAGUAUACCAACCUCCCGAGCUACUGCACAAUGAUACCAGACCCAAGAGAUGCUUGCUGUCAGACUCCGUCCUGCAAUUUCCCAACCGUCACAGAGGCACCAAAUCCUGGAAACACGGUAGCACCUAAUCCUGGUAACACAGUAGCACCUAAUCCUGGCAACACGGUAGCACCAAAUCCUGGCAACACGGUAGCACCAAAUCCUGGUAACACGGUAGCACCUAAUCCUGGUAACACAGUAGCACCAAAUCCUGGUAACACUGUUGCUCCAAAUCCUGGACAGAAUAGGAAGUACUGUGUAUAUAACAACCGCCAGUAUGCGAAAGGACAGACUUGGCAAGUUGGAUGCCAGUAUGAGUGUGUGUGCGAGGAUGAUACAACUGGUUUCUACAACUGCAAUGAUUUAUGCCCAACAUAUACCAACCUUCCAAAGGAGUGCACGCUGGUCCAGGACCCCGUGAAGUACUGUUGUAAGACCCCACGCUGUGAUUACUCUGGUGUCACUUCAGGGACAACAGGUGGCGGCGCUGUGCCAAUCGUUCCAACGGGUAUCCCAGGAGUCAUCACAGGAACCGGAAAUACUGCCACGGGAACUUCUCCAAACCAGCCAAGAUAUUGUGUGUACAAGGGCCGAUAUUACACCCAGGGUGCCAGGUUCGCUGAUGGCUGUGACUACAACUGUGUUUGCGAUGAUGUAAACACUGGGCACUAUACCUGUACUGAUAGAUGUCCCAAGUAUCCAAACCUACCAAGCUACUGUAGAAUGCAGCAAGAUCCAAAUGACUACUGCUGCCAGAAACCGGUUUGCACUCCCAACCCCAAUCCAAACCCCAACCCCAACCCCAAUGUUACACCACAUCCUGACCCUAACCCUGUGGUACCAGGAUUCUCAACAGUGCAGCCCAAUCCUGUCUUCACAUUCAGACCACAGCCAACUCUGCCACCAACCCAGCAAAAUGUCUGCACAUACAAAAACAUCAGAUACGUCCAGGGACAGACCUGGACAGACGGAUGUGACAGGACUUGUGUCUGUGAAGACGGAAAAACUGGAUUCUACCGCUGUACUGAUAGGUGUCGCACCUACCAGAACGUUCCAGCAAACUGCCAGAUGGUGGCUGAUCCACAGGACCCACAGUGCUGCAAGAUUCCACAGUGUCCAAACACAAACCCCAACACUGGGAACCCAGAUCCAGCUGGUGGCAGUUCUGUGAUCAACCCCUUGCAACCAGGCGUGAUUACUGGCAGCGGCACUCCGCCUCCACAGAUUGCACCAACUCCAGCACCAGGAGUCACUGGAAGACCCAGAACUUACUGCUUCUACAAGGGACAGACGUACAGCACUGGAGACAAGUGGCAAGAUGGCUGCACGUACAACUGUGAAUGCAUCAAUGACCAGACCGGAUUGUACAGAUGCAAGGACAGGUGCAACUCUUAUCCCAAUCUACCAUCAGCAUGCAGGAUGGUCAUCGAUCCCAAGGAUCCUUGCUGCAAGGUUCCAAAAUGUGAUGGAACCACUGGCUCCAUCAGUGGAACCAGACCACCAGUGACACAGGCACCAAACCCCAGCCCUGGUCCAAAUCCUAACCCCAACCCAACUCUGAGCCCCAACCCUAAUCCAAAUCCAAACCCAACUCAGAGCCCCAACCCUAAUCCAAACCCAAAUCCAAAUCCAACACAGAGCCCCAACCCUAAUCCAACGCAAAGCCCACAGCCACGCUACUGCGUGUACAACAACUACCCAUACCGCCAGGGUCAGGAGUGGUAUGAUGGGUGUGAGAAGAAGUGUCGAUGUGACGAUGAAAUGACUGGCAUUUACAACUGUGAUGAGAGAUGUGCCCGCUAUACCAACAUGCCAUCCAACUGCAUCAUGGUGGUCGAUCCGCGCGAUUCCUGCUGCCGUAUCCCACAAUGCUACAACCCAACUGGCAACCCAGGAAGCUCCACAGGAACAGGCAAUGGACCAGCCACCGUGAAACCCGGCACCAUCACUGGUGGCGGCUCAGUGACCCCGCGCCCAGGCCAGCCAGGUAGUGUUGUCAUCCCGACUGCACCACCAGGUGUCAUCACUGGCACUGGAACCCUGCCCACUGGGACUAGCGUAGUUAUCAACCCCUCUGGAACCGUCAAUGUCAUCCAAGGCACCAGCUCACCUAUAGGUGGCUCCACAGGCUCCAUCACAGGAACCAGAAGUGUGUGUGUCUACAAGGGAAGAGUUUUCACCCAGGGACAGACGUGGCAAGAUGGCUGCCAGUACAACUGUGUCUGCGAGGAUGGAACCACUGGUGUUUACAAAUGCACAGAAAGAUGUACCCGUUUUACUAACCUCCCAUCAAAUUGCCGCCUCGUAACAAACCCAUUGGACACUUGUUGCCAGACUCCACAGUGUGACCCAGAGACGACCACCACUCCACCACCAUUCCCCAUCCCAACCAGGAAACCAUCCGCUGUCACUGGACAGAGAGAGAACUACUGUGUGUACAGUGAUGGCCGCCGAUUUAAGACUGGUCAACAAUGGAAGGAUAACUGCCAGAGCUGCACAUGUCUGGACGACACCACAGGAAGCCUCAGAUGUGUGGAUGAAUGCCCACAAUACACCAACCUGCCCUCCAACUGUGUCCUGGAGACAGAUCCCACCAACCCUUGCUGUAAGAGACCCAAGUGUUCAGGCACUACAGGGAGCAUCACAGGCACCAGACCUCCCACAGGCGUGACCCCCAAACCAGGCAUGACUCCCAAACCAGGCGUGACCCCCAAACCAGGCACCCCCACAGGCACCACUGGCUCCAUCACAGGCACUGGCACUGUGCCAGUUCCUGGAACACAGGGUAGCUUCACUGGAGUCGGCGUGGUGCCAUCCUCUGUUGGCUCCAUAACUGGAACGAGAAAUGGCUGCUACUACAACGGUAGGAUAUACUCUCAGGGAGAGAACUGGAAUGAUGGAUGUGAUUACCAGUGUACUUGUGAAGACGCCAUCAGAGGAUUCUACAGAUGUACAGAAAUGUGUGUUACCUACCCCGACCUACCAUCCACAUGCAAGCUUGUCAAUGUGAUUGGACAAUGUUGCCCAACUGUUAACUGCCAAGGCACCCUCCCUGGUGGCACCACAGGCACUAACCCAGGUGGUACUGGCACAGGCACCCUCCCUGGUGGCACCACAGGCACCAACCCAGGUGGUACUGGCACAGGCACCCUUCCUGGUGGCACCACAGGCACUAACCCAGGUGGUACUGGCACAGGCACCCUCCCUGGUGGUAUCACAGGCGGUGGCAUCAUCCCAGGUGGUACUGGCACAGGCACCCUCCCUGGUGGUAUCACAGGUGGUGGCAUCAUCCCAGGUGGCACUGGUACAGGCACCUUACCUGGUGGUAUCACAGGUGGUGGCGUCAUCCCAGGUGGAUCCACUGGAAGCAUUACUGGAUAUAACAGUAUGUGUCUGUACAAGAACAGGCUGUAUAAUGAAGGAGCUAAGUGGAAUGACGGAUGCCAGUAUGAAUGUGAGUGUACUGAUGGCAAGAUGGGAUUCUGGAAGUGCAGAGACCUCUGCCCUAAGUAUGAAAACCUCCCCUCUGACUGCACCCUGCAAACCGUGGCUGGAGAGUGCUGCAGGAAACCAAGGUGCACCAACACUCCUGUCAAUGAACUCAUAGGCACAUAUCCACCAGCCCUCACAGGGUACCGCCCUGGCAUCAUCCCUGGUGGGAACCCUAGCAGUACUCUUGGCACCAUCACUGGUACAGGAGGAAGCACCACUGGUACAGGAGGAAGCACCACUGGCACAGGAGGAAGCAUCACCGGUACGGGAGGAAGCACCACUGGCACAGGAGGAAGCACCACUGGUGUUGUGCUUCCUGGAACCGUCGGAGGAAUUACUGGAACGAGAAAUGGCUGUGUGUACAAUGGCAAGACCUACAAACAGGAUGAGAGUUGGUCUGAUGGCUGCCAGUAUGACUGCCAGUGUUUGGAUGCCAAGACUGGACAGUACAGCUGUAGAGAAAAAUGUCCAAGCUACACCAACUAUCCAUCAUAUUGCUCUCUACAAACAGUACCAAACCAGUGCUGUAAGAAGCUUGUCUGCUCAGGACCAGCAAACAUUGGAAGCACUACUGGUACAAGCACUGGAACAGGCACAGGCACCGGAGGUGUCAGGCCAUGCGUGGACAUUCUCCCCAACUGCAAUGAAUACAACUUUGCCGAGGCCUGCACAGGACAGUACUUGGGAUGGGCCGUGAAGAACUGUGUCAAGACAUGCGGACUGUGUGACUACCUCACAACCACUCCAUUGCCAACAGAUGGCUGUGUCAAUAAGCUAUCCAACUGUGAUCAGUUUGAGGACUCUGCAUGUACUGGACCAUACAAGGCCUGGGCUAAAGCAAACUGCCCAAGAAGAUGUGGUCUGUGUGAUGAGCUGAAACCAACCACACCAUCCCCAGAUGGCUGUGUCGACUUGAUCGACUGUGAACCCUACACAAAGUCUGUUUGUACCAAUCCAACCUACGUACCAUGGGCCAAGGCAAGAUGUGCCAAAUUCUGUGGAUUCUGUGGUAGUGGCUCAGGCACCAGUGGCACUGGUUCUGGCACUGGCAGCAGUGGUUCUGGCACAAACCCAGGUGGUGCAGGAUCUGGCACAAUCACUGGUGGUACAGGAUCUGGCACAAUCACCGGUGGUACAGGAUCUGGUGGAAACCCAGGUGGUGCAGGAUCUGGCAUAAUCUCCGGUGGUACGGGAUCUGGUGGAAACCCAGGUGGUGCAGGAUCUGGCAUAAUCUCCGGUGGUGCAGGAUCUGGCGGAAUCAACGGUGGUACAGGAUCUGGCACAAACACUGGUGGUGGAUCAGGAUCUAUAAUCAAUGGUCAAAGUGGCUACUGUUUAUACAAUGGAAUUCAGUACACACAGGGACAAACGUGGCGUGAUAAGUGCUUAUACUCUUGUACCUGUACAAACGCACUGACAGGAAACUACAAUUGUCAGACACUAUGUCCCCAAUGGCAGCUCCCAUCAAUCUGCUCCCUGAAGCAAGCACCUGCUGGCAAGUGUUGUCCAAUCCCAUCCUGUCCAUCCUACAUAACCAUCACCUACCCUGGAGGGCUAACAGAGGCCACACUGCCAUAAUUACUUG